GGAGAAGUUCAUCCUCAAGUGCGAAAGAUUGAAUAUGCGCCGGGGAACUACCCGAGAGUCACGACGGACAUGAAAUUAUCACACGUCCAGAUAACCAGAUGUGAAAACAGCGAGCUAUCUCGAGUUUCGAGUAUAAAGCGAGUGUGAUUCGUUUCGAGCAUUUCAAUCGACUGGAGGAAUUCAUCGAGUGAAUUUAUAGUGAAAAUCAACCGAGAUGACCGGUCUACUGGCUACACUACCUCUGCACCUCGCGUGUCAGUUGAUCAGCCAUGGGAAUCAUGAGGCGAUGAACGUGACGUUGGUCGAAGAUGCUUAUCUGGCAAACCAGACAGUCAAAAUACCUGCGGGUUACACCAUCUUUCCGGACGUCGGGGUCGCCUACAAAUUUUACAAAAAUAAACUCACGUGGAACGCAGCGAGGAAACAAUGCAUAUCGGAAGGUGCUUCGUUGGCGAUAAUAGAUUCUUUCAAAAAAGUAGAAUACGUGGCAGCCGUCAAAGACAAAACUCUUGGCGUACACACGGGUAUUCACAGACUAUACGACAGCACCGCCGAAUGGAAUGACAUAAGAACCGGUUUGCCCGUGUCCUUCGUACCUUGGAAACCGGACGCAAACUUAGCCACGACGACAGGACUCUGGUGCACCGCGUUGUGGUCUGACGGUAGCGGAGUGGGUCCCUGGAACUGCAUGAACGUGUUAGCCUCGGUUUGCGAGAUACCGUUGUACAGGACCGUAAAGAGCUCAGAAGCGCAAGCUCAACAAAGCACGUCCGACGCACUGUAUUUAAACUGAAUCGCAAUCAACCGAGAUAUAAUUAUGUCUGUAACGUGUAAAAUAUGCUCUAUGAAAGAAUAGAUAUCCUUUUUCUUA
This is a messenger RNA of Athalia rosae (coleseed sawfly), 871 nucleotides long. Its product is annotated as lymphocyte antigen 75-like. Lineage: Eukaryota; Metazoa; Arthropoda; Insecta; Hymenoptera; Athaliidae. The transcript has 3 exons. Bases 215 to 793 code for a protein of 192 amino acids. The record is from RefSeq and is a predicted model, not a curated record.